Setaria italica (foxtail millet) is the source of this 453-nucleotide messenger RNA. RefSeq names its product putative ripening-related protein 6. NCBI's taxonomy places the organism in Eukaryota, Viridiplantae, Streptophyta, Magnoliopsida, Poales, Poaceae. The record is from RefSeq and is a predicted model, not a curated record. Bases 1 to 453 code for a protein of 150 amino acids. The transcript has a single exon.
AUGGCGAACGCUAGAGUUGUUGCGCUCUUCGCAGUCCUUGCUCUGCUUCAGAUCACUUGCACCGUUGCCCGGCGGCACGGCAAGCCGGGCGGCUACCACCACCAGGGCACGCUGGCGUCGUCGCGCGACGGAUACCCCGCGGUGAUGACGGUGAACGGAUUCCAGCGCGGCGAGGAGGGCGGCCCGUCGGAGUGCGACGGCCACUUCCACAGCGACGGCGACCUGAUCGUGGCGCUGUCCACGGGGUGGUUCGCGGGCGGGCACCGGUGCCACAGGGCGAUCCGCAUCACGAGCGCGCGCACCGGGCGCUCCGUGGAGGCCCGGGUGGUGGACGAGUGCGACUCCCGCCGCGGGUGCCGCGACAACGUCGUGGACUCGUCGGCCGCCGUGUGGAAGGCGCUCGGGCUGGACACCGACGCCGGCGAGGUCCCCGUCACGUGGUCCGAUGCCUGA